GAUGGCGAGCGGGAAAAAUAGUGGCGAAACUUUUGAAUCUCUCUCUCUCUCUCUUCUCAGCGCUCCCUAAUCUCCAACGGCUGGAGCAAACUCGCCGGUGACUGUGCUGUUUUUCUCUCGUUUUCUGGAGACUCUUUCGGAACCUAGCCCCAUCUUAGGGUUUUCCAUUUUGUUUUUCAUUUGGUCGAGAGAAGUUCAAGAGCUAGGGUUUCUAAUGAAAUCGGGGCAUCACCAGAAUGGAAGAUCAGAUUCACUCUGCGGAAGACCUGAGCGGUGACAGAAACGCCAGUUUCCACACCGUGCAGCCUCUCCGUGACCUCGAAUCGAAUUGGUCCGUGGAUCUUGCCAAGAACCUUGAAGAGUAUCUGCUCAAGAUUUGCUCCGGUGAGAUUUCCGGAAACGACGGCAGGAACGUGAAUUUUGCUGAAGCUGCUUUGCUGCUUCAAGGUUCAAUUCAGGUGUAUAGUCGGAAGGUGGAAUAUCUUUAUACACUGGUUUUACAUGCUUUGGAGUUCGUUUCACAUACAAGGCAGCAGGAUCAACUAGAGAGAACACCCAUCCAGCAUGAGGAAGGUGGCUCCCAUGUGGUACCUGAUGAAGAAGAUGAUCUGUUUUGGUGUUUAGAUGAUGUACCUGUUGAACCAAGGAAUUGCCUAGAUAGUACCACCAGCAAAGAUGCUUCCUUGAACCAGUUUGUGAAAGCUCCUGCCAAUCUAGUUGUACUUGAAGGUGACGCUACUGGUGAUGGCGGGGAAUUAGAUUCAUAUUUGUUAGCCACCAACGAUCUUUAUCGGGAUUUUAUUCUCUUAGAUCCGUGUGAUGCUGUAGCAGUUGACAGUUUUCUGAAAGGAGAUAAAGAUUCUAAAGGGCUGAAUGGUGACUAUAAGAGCGGCUCUUUAAACUCUAAGAGUUGCAAGAGCUUUCAGUCCCCCUCUAGACGUUCUGGAGGAACUGCUCAUAGAUCUCAUGGAAAGAGCAAUCUUAAUGAACCUUGGGUUGAUUGCAGCUUUGCAGCUAAUGAGGGUAAAAUUGGGCCUGAGCCACCUGCUUUUGACAUUGCCGAAAACAAUGAUGGACAUACAGAUCAUGCAGGAUUAGAUAAUUCAGAUGAUGAUGACGACGAUGAUGACAACGAUGAUCCAUGGAAACCAUUGAAUCCACAUGAAGCUGGGAACUUGAAAGUAAAACCUUUUAAAAAAGUGAAGGCUUUCAGAAGGCAUGGGGUAUGUUCUACUAAGCAUAAUAUUCUUACUACUCAGUUUCCCCUUGCAAAAAUGCAUGGUCCUAUUAGUCCAGAGCUCACAGAAAUAUGGGAGAAACAUCGUGCUUGUGAAAGACAACAAGAACCUCAAACUCCUCCACUUUAUGAGAAGCUGCGAAACUCACUUAUUCAUGGAGAUUCUCAGACUUUUAGUGCUUAUAGUAAUGUUGAGGACAACAAAGAAGAUGGUGGAUAUGAUAGUGGGGUUAAUGAUUUUGGGGAUGAGAUGCCGCAUGAUAUGUACAUGGAUGAUGAUUUACCUCUUCAUCAAGAACAGCAUGAUGAUGGUGCUGCAUGUUUUGAUUCCAUUGACAACUUGGAAGACCUUUGUCGCUCUCAUCUUGAUGCUCUCCUUGCCAACAUUGCUGAAACUGAGAAGCAGACUGAAUUGGCUGCUCGGGUUUCAACAUGGAAACAAAAGAUAGAGCAUGACUUGGAAGAACAAGACUUGCGACCUCCAUUUGAUAUUCAUGAUUAUGGAGACAGAAUUUUGGAAAAAUUAUCCCACAAAGCUGAAAAUGGAAAUGUCAUGUCCUUUAGUGAAGUUGUCAGUGGCCAAGAAAAGCACGAUGUGGCACGAUCCUUUUCUGCACUCCUUCAACUGGUGAACAAUGAAGAUGUCAAUCUGGAUAGGGGUGGAACUGAUGGUGAGUCCGUGUGUUACACAGAUGCAAAUCCUUUCUAUAUUAAGCUCCUUAACCGUGACAAGAGACGGGAGGAAGUGCAGCUCCGUUCAACCAAGAAGAGAGCUAAAUCUCCAACAAAGAAAGAAUGCACCAAGGGCAAGAGGGACAAAUCAGAAAUAGAGAACCGUCCACCUGUUAGUUCAUCGUCAACAACAGCACUUCAACCCCAACCAAAUUGCAAAUUCUCUGUGAAACUCGGAAAAAUUAAUCCCAUUCGAUGCACUCCUGAACGCAAGAGGAGGCGAAGGUCUCGGAUUGCUGAACCGGUUGACUUACAUUCUUCAAGAUGACACGACCCUGAUGAGGCAAGUUUGACUAUAAUCUUCUAUUGUUCUGGGCAAUUUUUCAAACCCCUUCCAUUGAAUUGCUUGGAGUGAGAGAAGGUAGUCCUAGAUUACUAACUAUGUUCAGCUCCUGAUUGGCUUCUGUAGCAUUUUUUUUUUUCUCUCAAGGUAUCUUCUUGUGCUUGUAUCUGUAAGUCAAGUAGCAUUGUAACAACAUAUUUAAUCCGACAGAUUUAGACUAGGUCUUUUUCUUUUCUUCCUUUUUUUUUUUGGCCAGAAAUAAUGUCAGUCAGUCAAUUAACCGAGAAUUUUACACAUCACAGCUCCCCUGUCUCUUGGACCAUACAGAAAUUCCUGACUUCUGAGAAAAACACCCUUCAUACGGCAGCUUAUUGUAAGCUUGGCGGGGUAAUUUACUAUUUCCCGUGUUUACUUCCAA
Vitis vinifera (wine grape) is the source of this 2670-nucleotide messenger RNA. RefSeq names its product condensin-2 complex subunit H2. NCBI's taxonomy places the organism in Eukaryota, Viridiplantae, Streptophyta, Magnoliopsida, Vitales, Vitaceae. Gene Ontology annotation, biological process: mitotic sister chromatid separation; meiotic chromosome condensation. The record is from RefSeq and is a predicted model, not a curated record. The coding region runs from base 237 to 2237 and encodes 666 amino acids. Gene Ontology annotation, cellular component: nucleus; condensin complex. The transcript is spliced from 11 exons. Gene Ontology annotation, molecular function: chromatin binding.